Molecule: messenger RNA, 285 nt
Organism: Rangifer tarandus platyrhynchus (Svalbard reindeer)
Lineage: Eukaryota; Metazoa; Chordata; Mammalia; Artiodactyla; Cervidae
Source: the annotation of a GenBank genome assembly
AUGUGGUGGACGCGGAACGCUUGGGAUCGCUUCGCCAGCUUCGCCGCUUUCGGCGCGCUCUGCACCCCGGCCUCUGGCACCGGCCUGAGGAGGCCGAGGAGGCAGGGGGCCGAAAGGGCUGUUCUGCUGUCGGCCCUCCGGCGUUGCGGCCGGAACCUCGGAGAGCCUGCUGCAGCGGUCGCGGGCCCACCGCCGCGGCCGGUGCCUGGACCGACUCUCUCUCUCAAAGGAGACUUCUCCUCAGCGGUUGCUGCAGAGGGAGAUGAAGGACCUGUUAGACCGUGA